AAUUGACAUGUUUUAUUUGUAAUUUGCUGGUGUGGGGGCGCUUGCCUCAUAAAAUUGCGGGGGUAUACAAAAUACACGUGUUUUAAAUAAAAAAUGAUAGUGAAUGAGUAAAUAACAACAAAUAUUUGUUAAAAAUGAGUAAGUUGUAUGUGCUCUUCGAGCACGCCGCGGGCUUUGCCCUCUUCCGCGUCGCGGAGUUCGAGGAGCUGGCAACCUUUUUGCCACAAGUGGAGCAAUCUGUGACAGACUUGCAGCGUUUCAACUCUGUCGUGUCUCUCAUCGCCUUCCAACCGUUCAAGUCCGCUAUUUUGGCUUUGGAGAACAUUAAUGCAAUAUCUGAAGGCAUUCUGCCGGAGGAUUUAAACCUCUUCCUUGAAGGUGCAUUGCCAAAACGCAAGAAGCGAUCAAAAUGCACCCUAGGUGUACUCGACCCAAAGCUCGGUGCAGCUAUCAGCGAAGCCCUGGAAAUCCCAUGCUCACAUAUUGGUGCAGUACCUGAGCUGAUCAGAGGUAUAAAAUUCCACUUUCACGCUUUAAUCAAGGGGCUGACACAGAAGGCGUGCAGUGUGGCUCAACUCGGACUUGGCCAUUCCUAUUCUCGAGCCAGGGUCAAGUUCAACGUGCACCGAGUAGACAAUAUGAUCAUUCAGUCUAUUGCGCUUUUAGAUCAAUUGGAUAAAGAUAUAAAUACAUUUUCUAUGAGGAUCAGAGAAUGGUACUCCUACCACUUCCCGGAGCUUGUCAGCAUCGUGCCAGACAACCAUCUAUACACGAAAUGUGCUGAAUACAUUAAAGACAGGAAAUCUCUCACCGAAGAGUCAGUGGAGCCCCUUACCGAGAUACUCGGUGACUCUGAGAAGGCUCAAGCUAUAAUAGAUGCGUCCAAAAUGUCCAUGGGCAUGGAUAUAUCGCCCGUGGACUUGAUCAAUAUACAAAUGUUUGCUGGGAGGGUUGUGUCAUUGAGCAAUUACAGGAAGCAAAUAUCGGAAUACCUUCACACGAAAAUGAACUCUGUGGCUCCAAACCUGACGACCCUCAUCGGAGACCAGGUCGGAGCUCGGCUCAUCUCAAAGGCUGGAUCGCUCACCAACCUCGCCAAGUAUCCUGCGUCUACUUUGCAGAUUCUUGGUGCCGAAAAGGCUCUGUUCCGUGCCCUGAAGACGCGUUCGAACACGCCCAAAUAUGGUCUCCUGUAUCACUCCACAUUCAUCGGUCGAGCUGGACUCAAGAACAAAGGCAGAAUCAGUCGGUACUUGGCCAAUAAGUGCUCUAUUGCAUCGAGGAUAGAUUGUUUCUCUGAAAACCAGACAACGGUAUUCGGUGAAAAGCUCCGUCAGCAAGUUGAAGACCGUCUGAAAUUCUAUGAGACCGGGGACAUUCCAAUGAAAAACAUUGAGGUCAUGAAAUUGGCGAUGGAAGAAGCGGAACAGCAGACUCAAGAAGAGCAGAGCGCUAAAAAGAAGAAAAAGAAGAAGAAAGACAAGAAGCAAGAAGUGGAAGUAAUGGAGGAAUGAACGGUAUGCGAAUUCUCAAACGCAACUAACGUGCCUUUGGUUGACGACUACUUUGAUUGGGUUGUGUUUGAAGAUUCGGCUGAGUUCAGAGUUUAUUUUGAGUAUGUACUUUGUAAGGAAUAAAGUUUUACGACUGUA
Zerene cesonia (dogface butterfly) is the source of this 1652-nucleotide messenger RNA. It is a transcript of the gene Nop56, whose product is annotated as nucleolar protein 56. Gene Ontology annotation, cellular component: small-subunit processome; box C/D methylation guide snoRNP complex. Gene Ontology annotation, molecular function: snoRNA binding. The record is from RefSeq and is a predicted model, not a curated record. The transcript is spliced from 8 exons. The coding region runs from base 135 to 1514 and encodes 459 amino acids. Lineage: Eukaryota; Metazoa; Arthropoda; Insecta; Lepidoptera; Pieridae.